This is a messenger RNA of Micropterus salmoides (largemouth bass), 1129 nucleotides long. It is a transcript of the gene mrpl1, whose product is annotated as mitochondrial ribosomal protein L1. Lineage: Eukaryota; Metazoa; Chordata; Actinopteri; Centrarchiformes; Centrarchidae. The transcript has 9 exons. The coding region runs from base 110 to 1069 and encodes 319 amino acids. The record is from RefSeq and is a predicted model, not a curated record.
AGUAUUUACUAAUAGGUUAGGUAAUUUAUAGGUUGCAGGGUUUCAUUUGCCAUGUGGAACUGUUCAGUGUGGCUCGUUGUUUUCUGACGGACCGGAGGUAUUCCCAGAUAUGGCAACUUGCACGCGGAGUGUGUGGAAAGUUUUAGCAGGAUGCCAGAGGCAGCUGCUGAGAGCCGGCAGCCCCGCCUACAAAGGCGUCUCACAGACUGCACCGAGGAAUCUACCUGCCAGGACUUUCGCGGCUGUUAGGCCACUAAAGAAAGACAAGAAAGAGGACACAGGUAAGGAGGAGAAGAUACAAAAGAGAGUCAUCGAUGACAAAGACAGACAUAAGCCUUAUGGCAAGACGGCGUGGGCGCCUGUGGAUGACGUGUACAUUAUGAGGUACUACCCCAGGACGAUCUAUGACGCAGCAGAUGCCAUUGACAUGCUGAAGAAGUUUCAGGCGUUGGAUUUCACUCCCCACAAGCAGCCAGUUUACAUCGAUCUGAGGCUAAACAUGAAACUGGAGAAAAAGAAAAAAGUGGAUCCCUUCGUCAGCACGGUGCACUUACCGCACCCCUUCAAGACACAGAUGAACAAAGUUUUAGUUUUUACUGAGGAUGCUAAUCAAGCUAAAGUUGCCCAGGAGAACGGAGCUGUGUUUGCUGGAGGAACAGAGCUCAUACAGCCGAUCUUAGAUGACGAGAUUUCAGCAGACUUCUAUGUAGCAGUGCCAGAUAUCCUGCCGAAGCUCGUGCCGCUGAAAAACAAAUUGAGGAAGAAGUUUCCUAAGAGCAAGAGAGGCUCAGUCGGCAUCCACAUUCCCAAGAUGUUGGAGUUGUUUAAAACCGGUCAUGAGUACAUGGUGGAGAGCGACUGCUACGUCAGGACCCAGAUAGCCAUGCUCGACAUGCCCAAAGAACACAUCUUUGCCAACCUGCAAACUAUCCUGGCUGAUGUUUGCUCCCACCGACCAGCCAGUACGGGACCUUUCAUCAAGCGGGCUAUCAUCGCCAGUCACACCAGUGAAGCUCUGUGGUUCAAGAGUGAAGACUUUUUACCAAAACCAGCAGAGGAGAAGGACUGACCUGUCUGUCUCAGAUUGUAAAUAUUCACUGUAUUGAAUAAAGUAUUUGUUCUGACUUUG